CGACGAGUGUGUGUGUGUGUGUCACUUCACACCAUAAUCUGAAAAUUUGAACACACUGGUUUUACUUAUCUCAUUGAACAUUAGAUCGGAUCUAUUUUCAGUUGAUCUUGCUGAUUAACUGGCAAUUAUGACUAGAUUUAUGUUGCUGUUCAGGUGAUGCAUGAAUUAUUCAGACUCGUCUCUGACCUCCUCCCGAACACACACACACACACUCGUCUCUUUAUGUUUCUGCACCUGUCUCAGAUACAUCGUCUCUUUUCUGUUCUAGUGUUGCUAGAAAACAGGUGAGUGUCUUGUCUUAUUUUGUAACAAUUAUUGAGUGUGGGAGCAGAAGACUCGCAGAGUCAGUUUACCCGUGAGAGAGGAAACAUCUAACAAGGAGAAUUUUAUUUCACGUUCCUUCAAGGACAUGUGUAAAUAAGUGAAGUGUGUGUAAAAGUACAAGAGCUGUAAAAAUGUUAUUUGCAGGAAAAAUCCAAAAGAUUUCAGCUGUUUCCUGACAAAUUUAAGUGUUUAUGAGAUCACAGAAUAAUAAAUUACAGUGAUAAUUUGGCAAAUAGUAUGGAAGCCUAGAGAUGCCACCCACGCGCAAUAAAAUUAGAGCAAUAUCACAUUAAAACAGAACUUUGUUGUUCCAACAACAUAACUCACAUUUGCACAAUGUGUUAUCAUGUUUGUACAACACAAAUAUUAUAUUGUAAGAAAGAUAACAUAUUGGAAGAAUGUGACAAUUAUAUUAAUAAAGUUACGAUAUAUAACAUGAUAUUCCAAUUUUAUUUUGCGUGGGUGGCAGCUCUACUUUGCCUUAAAAUAGCCUUUAAAAUAACUCUAUCAUUUGCAUGGAUCAGCUUAUAAUUCAUGUUCUUUUAUAUUUUAAAUGUAGUUUUAUUCAUAGUUAAUUGAAUUAUCCAAAUGUUCUGCCCCUGAAAUAAAAAGUACGCGAGACUAGGUAAUUAUGUGCUAAGUCGCUAAAGUAAAGUGCAUUUGCCUGACAGUUACUAUAAUGAAACAUACUAUGACUGUACCUAAAUUUUGCCGCCGAUUUAGUACAUACAACUUAUAAUAAUAGUUCAGUAAGUACAUUUCUAAGUACUUUGUACUGUCUUUAGGUUAAAGUAACUUGUAUUUAAAUGUAUUUUAAUUUGUAAGUAUCAGUAGCUCUGACACAUAAUCACCUUGUCCCGUGUCCUUAUUUAAGCAAUCAGUUUGCGUGCUUUUUCAAGUAAGCAGAACUAAUCAGGUUUUAUAGUGUGGUAGCCAUCUUUGUUACGUUUUAGGAUCAUCUAUGGAAUAAGUGCCGAUAACUACUGUAAUACUAUGUUUAUGUCACUGCCAGGAUGGUGUCACCUGCUAUUGCUCUGGCCUUCCUUCCCCUUGUGCUGACACUGAUUAUCAGGUACCGCCACUACUUUGUGCUGUUCUAUCGGGCGGUUCUGGUCAGGAUUUGGAAGGACUGUGCCACCGGUUUGAGCCGGGAAGAGCGCGUCUACCAGUAUGUUCUCACACACUCGACCCCUGGAGACCCCGACAGCAUCCUAGAGGCUUUUGACUUCUGGUGUAGCAAGGUGGAGUACAUCAGCAACAUCGGGCCUAAAAAGGGGAAGAUCCUGGACCGGCUGCUGAUGGAGCAGAGCCCUCUGACAGUGUUGGAGCUUGGCUCUCAUUGUGGAUACAGCACCAUCCGAAUCGCCCGGGCUCUGCCACUGGGCGCCAGGCUCUACAGCAUUGAGAUGGAUCAGAGGAAUGCUGCCAUUGCUGAAAAAAUCAUCCGCCUGGCGGGGUUUGAUGAUGACACGGUGGAGCUCAUUGUGAAGCCGUCUGAUGAAGUGAUCCCUCAGAUGAGGUCCAACUACGGUCUGGAGAGGUUGGAUUUUGUCUUCAUGGAUCACUGGAAGAAAUGCUACCUGCCUGACCUGCAGUUGCUGGAGGAGUGUGGUCUGCUGGGAAAAGGAUCUAUGAUCCUAGCUGACAACGUGUUGUUUCCAGGGGCUCCAAAAUUUCUUCGAUACCUUCGCAAGUGCGGCCUGUACGAGUGGAAGAUCCAUCGAGCUACAUUAGAGUACAGCAGAGGCAUCAGGGACGGGAUGGCUGAAUUGGUGUACCAGGGAAUUAAGUAGAAUUGACAUGUUUCGAGUGCAGUAAAGGAUCAUUUUUUUACACAAUGUCCAAAAGUUUUUUAAGCCACAUUAAAAAAAGUGAAAAUUCUCCCCUGAAAACUGUAUUCGACUUGAAAAUGUAAAAUUUUUGCAUCAAGUUUGAAGCAGUGAAGGAAGAGAAGAUAUUUGGGGAACAUUUCUGACCGUGAAACAGGGAAACUACAAGCUCUGUGGCUUCACUUAAUUUAAAGAAGAAAAAAAAUCACCAGAAACCUUGAAAUUGUGUAUUUACAAAGUUGGUAUAAAAAAUGUUGGGGUUUUUUCUGAAAUCUUGUCACCAUCUUGUCAAAGUAACACACCGAAUGCAAAAAUAUAGUUCAAUAUAGAUUACACACCCAAUCACUAGGGAUGCAACGAUACCACUUUUUUUCAAACCGAUACGAUACUGAUACUUUGAUCUGAGUACUCGCCGAUACCGAUACUUCUACCACACAAAAAAAUGCAAUUGGAAUACAGAUUUUAUUUUCUUCUCUGUUUUCAACAGGAAAAGACUGUGAGGUAGAUAAAAAGUAAAAUAUGAAUAGAAAUAAUCACAAAACUAAAAUAUUAGGUCAACAGAAAUGACAAGUUACGGUGAAGCCAUUUUCAAGCAACUGCAUUGGUAUCGGUGCAUCCCUACCAAUCACACAUAAAAAUGGUAAGAAAACUUUUUUUAAAUGCCAGACAUUCCCUCUCUAAGGUUUUCUGGCAUCCUAUAACGUAAACAGAAUGAAUGGUGGAUUCUAACUGCACUUUUUAUUAAAACUGAGUCAAAACAAGCCUUUAUCAGUUUCACACAUUCAUUCCCUUUAAGUCAACAUACAUUCAGCUUACAAACAGUCACACUGCAUUUUAAUUUUUCAUUAUAAGAAAAAUAAACAUUUCCAAGAAAAAAAAACAAGGCGUAGUCAGAAUGAUUUGUCUCAAACCUGCAACUGAUUCUGUAUAAUUUCCAAUAUUGUACCAUAAAGUUAUAAAUACCAACUAA
Nothobranchius furzeri (turquoise killifish) is the source of this 3123-nucleotide messenger RNA. It is a transcript of the gene tomt, whose product is annotated as transmembrane O-methyltransferase. Gene Ontology annotation, biological process: dopamine metabolic process; developmental process; catecholamine catabolic process. Gene Ontology annotation, molecular function: catechol O-methyltransferase activity. Lineage: Eukaryota; Metazoa; Chordata; Actinopteri; Cyprinodontiformes; Nothobranchiidae. The record is from RefSeq and is a predicted model, not a curated record.